Aphanomyces astaci is the source of this 3497-nucleotide messenger RNA. RefSeq lists its product as hypothetical. The transcript is spliced from 7 exons. The record is from RefSeq and is a predicted model, not a curated record. Gene Ontology annotation, biological process: positive regulation of DNA-templated transcription. Bases 60 to 3353 code for a protein of 1097 amino acids. Gene Ontology annotation, molecular function: protein binding. Lineage: Eukaryota; Oomycota; Saprolegniomycetes; Saprolegniales; Verrucalvaceae.
AUUUCCUUCUCGAAGCAAUCUCGCGUGUCCGGCGAAAGUGGGAGGAGGAGCACAGGAGGAUGGACGACCCAGAUGCGGCCGAGUUCACUGCGUACGAGCAGAACAUGCAACUCGUGACGAUCGACCAAGGCGCUGUAUUACAGACCAGCCAGGCGGGUCAAAUGGUGGUCCUGCCCGCGACUUCGACGGGCCUGGCGUUGACUUGUGGAUCCGACCUGAGCUUGGUUCACGUUGCAACUCCAUCGUUUCGAUUCAAGCAAUUGGACACAGACACUGACCUGAACACCGCUCCAUCAGCAUUGCAACGACAAGCCCAUUUGGAGAGUCUCAUGAAGACCAGUCGAAAGCAGCAGCAGCAAAUGUCUCUCCGCCUGCACGGCGGGCACGUGGAAUUAGCCGGUUGCGGCGACGAGUAUGGGUACGAAGACUUCGAAGCGCUUCCUCCAUCCUUUGGAACGAGCAGCCGAAGUCAUGCGUCGUCGUCGUCGUCGUCCACCCCCACCCACGACGACAUGGUGCACUUUCUCGGUCCUGCCGAGAACAUCAAGACCCUGUUCAAACUGCCGUACUCGAACAGCCGCGUGUCGCUCGCUAUCCAUCGAGUGGGGAACACGCUGAUCGUGGACGGCGAAGUGGAUGAAACGGACUUGCCCCGCGGGUUCGACGCGUGCAACGAAGUGCUCCAGCCCGACCAACCUUCCCAACGCACGUACCUGCCGUCGCCGCCUUCACAUUUGUACGAAAACUUCAUUUACCAAAGCACUCAGCUCAUCACUCCUCCACCAUCUUCCUCGUCAUCCCCUCCUCCAUUGUCAUCGCCAGUCCAACACUCACAACGACCACCACAUCCGCCAAACCCAUCGUCCAAGCGCCGCAAGGCACGCGCGCAGCUCCAGAAACAAGCCGACCGACAGCCAGACGUCGUGCCAGCGACGUUCGGUCGCACAUUCAGCUGGACGUUUCACGAUAUGAAAAUGCUCCUAGGCAGCGACGUUCAGUUGUUUAGCAACAAGGACCACCCGGCCGUAUCGCUCAAGCUGCACGACGUGAACGACGAGUUGUCUCUGUGUACAGCACUGGACUACUACUUGGACAACGUGAUUGCCAACAUCCCAGAGUUGGCCAUUUGCAUGCAUUCCCACGGGUAUGUUCGAGGAUACCAGCUCCUUCAAACCCGCGACAUUCCAUAUCUCAACGGCGCCGCAUCCCGCCCGCUGUUUGAUGUCCAAGAUGUUGACAUGAAUGCGACCAUGUUGCUUCGGUUCCUGCAGCAAAACUGCACAGCAUCCAAUGGCACGUACUGGCUGUUUCGAGAAGAAGGCAGUCGGUCUCUGCGCCUAUACGAUGUCCGCAUGCUAUCCCAAGGCAAGCAGCGCAAGUGGAAGUACAUGAUGGCGAUGCUGUGCUACCGCUUCGCGUCGCGCGCCGGCCGCCUCGUCGUCGCCGCCACGGCCUCCCCCACGCUUCAGCAUCGGCUGCGUCUGCGACAGCGUGAGCUGCUUGCCACGUGUCUCGAGCUGCUCGACGAAAUCCGCACACAACCCCCACAGACAUCAUCAUGCCAUCACCACCCCCAACAUCCAUCGAUGUCCCCGAAAGACUCGAUCUCGGCCAUGGUGGAAGAGGCCAUGGCAGACACAUACCUCCACGGAAUGCUGCUGGCAACGCCCCACGACUCGAUCGAAGCGACCGCCAGCGCCCUUCCGCACCUCGUCCGCAGCAUCCGAGUGCUUGAAGGAUGCGCACUCCAUCACACUCGGCAGCAACAAGCAGACCCCCCGUCUCAAGACAAUGGUGACGACAAUCGUGACAAUGACAAUGACGACGACAAUGGUGACGAUGUGGCAGAGUUUAUGCAAGAGGAAGUGCUCCGACUCAAGCUCAAACACUGCUCGGCGUGUCUCCAUCUAGCUACUCUGUACUUGGACACCAAUAUGCAUGCAAAGAUGCUCACAAGUCUGGCGGACGCGUGCAUGUUCAUGCCCGUAGACGCGGUGCCCGCCCAUCCCCGCCAUGUGUUGCUGUCGGUCAUCACGAGCCUGGAUUUCUUUUCCACGCUGGCGACGGAAUUGGAUUUUGGAGGCGCGGCGGCGUCCUCCACGAGAUCGUACAAGUCGUCCAAUGGGUCGUCCAAGCAGUGCCAGUCCAUGGCACAUGCCCGCGCUUGUGUGCUGGAAGUCAUCGGGGAUGCCGCCAACGUGCUCGACACCAACGACGCACCCACGGCCGCCGCCUUGUUCCACGCGUUUGCGGUCGUCAGUGGAGGUCUGCUGCCGUCGCACUGCUACGACCACGAAGCAUCCGUGGCCAGUGUAUGGGUAAAGCAGCAUUCCGCUGCGGCCUCGUCCAUGGUGUCGCCAGACACGGCAGAAUCGCUGCGUUAUGUGGCGUUCUUUGCCUACUUGAACGCCCUGGAGCCGCAAGUGCCUGCUGAUUCGUUCUUUGUCUUGAUGAAGAAAUUGGGCAACGCAGCCAACGAAUUGGGCAAAUUUUACCUCGGACGAAGCGAUUUCACAGCAGCGUACCUUUGGUUUGAAGGCGGGAGUAUACUAUUCGACACCAUCGAAGAUGGGGUCAACACGGCUUUGAUCUAUGCCAACUUGGCUCACUUACACAAAGUGUUGGCGGAUACCGAAGCAUCCACAGCCGCAGAAUCGCAUUAUGCCCACGCUGUGCAGCUCUGCUUCAAAGCCCAAGCCAAGCUCAAAAGCGCCAAGGCGGGGCCGCCAUUGCAUGCCAAAGUGAACGGCGAGCUCGCACUCACGUAUCUUGUGUGGGCCGUGCACUUGGCCAAAACUCAAGACAACCAUUUGGGGGUGCUGGAGAAGUUUAACAAGGCGCUUAAUAUGUACGUGGAGCUCCGCGACCGCCGCCAAGUGGCCGCCACGCAUUACCAGAUGGCCUCUUACUACAGCCAGCAACAGGUGAAAACCAAGCAGCGCAUGGAGGCGGCCCGUCGACACUAUGAGAAAGCGCUCGAGUACUUUGGCGGUGUCGAAGUCGGCACGACAUUCGUGAUGAUUCACAAACAGCUCGCGGAAUUGUACGCGUCGUCCACCAAAAUGGAAGACGUCGAGCACGCGCUGCUCGUGGUUCUCAAUACAUUUGAUGCGUUCAAACGCGUAGCCACACUGCCACGUCAUGAACAGGCCGACUUGGAAUCGAUGGCGCCGACGUUGGUGCUGCGGCUGCAAGAGUACCUCCUUCAGCUCAUCCGACUCGGGUCGGCGUCCACCAAGCCCGCCAUGCAAGCCACAAUCACUCGAUUUAAAGCCAUGUACAGGCUAACGAUCGACCAGAACACUCGGCCAUUCGCGCACCUGUUGCUCGCGUUACGGAAUAUGUACGAAUAAUAUAAAAUUAUGUCCAAAUUUGGAAAUAGUAGGUGUAUACUGCUUGGGAUAUCUAUCAUCAAUCUAACGCAAACAUAUGCAUUGGGCGAUGAUCCAUCGAGUUCGAGUUCACAGUUGCCCCAGGAACGUCAUCCACGACAGCAU